Nymphalis io (European peacock) is the source of this 5133-nucleotide messenger RNA. It is a transcript of the gene Ack, whose product is annotated as activated Cdc42 kinase Ack. Gene Ontology annotation, molecular function: ATP binding; protein binding; protein tyrosine kinase activity. Lineage: Eukaryota; Metazoa; Arthropoda; Insecta; Lepidoptera; Nymphalidae. The record is from RefSeq and is a predicted model, not a curated record. The transcript is spliced from 10 exons. Gene Ontology annotation, biological process: protein phosphorylation. The coding region runs from base 289 to 3057 and encodes 922 amino acids.
ACAGAAGGUAGCUUUUCUGUUAUAUAUGUCUUGUGUUUGUUUUUUUGUGUAUAGAUAGAAAAUACAAAAAUAUAACAACUUUUUUAUAAUAAGACCAAAUAUACUGGAUAUCUAGUUCGGUGUGGUAAUUAUGAAAUAACUCUCUACUUAAAAAGCUCUCUGCUUUUUAAGUUUUAAAGCGUUUGAUAGCAUUCGUACACAGUAAUUUCUACUUCCUGCUGGAAAUGUUACUUCUGAGAAGAUUUCUAAUAACCAUAUUACGAAGCUAGUCACUACGCGUAAAUCACAAUGGACUCGGGUACUGAUUGGUUAUGUGAGAUUCUGCAAAAUGUGCAGCUAGAGCAGUUCUAUAUACCAAUCAGAGAUCAGCUACAGAUUACAAGAUUGGCGCACUUUGACUAUGUACAUGCAGAGGACCUUGAAAAAAUUGGCAUUAGCAAACCUGGCAUUCGAAGACUGCUUGAUGCUGUUAGAAAAAAGAAGCUGCAAUUGUGGAAUAGAAAAUUUUGGAAUAAAUUAUUUGGAUCAGGUUCCGUUACAAGAGAAAAGACUGAUAUAGCACUCAAACCCCAAAUGCAAACUGAGGCUCGUACAACAUGCAUUAUAUUAGAGAAAGAUAUUGUGUUGCACAAUGAAUUAGGUAAUGGAUCAUUCGGUGUUGUAAAACGAGGAGAAUGGAGAAUGACAGAUCAACAAAAUCAAAUGGUGCCAGUAGCAGUUAAAGUAUUAAAAGCUGAUGCAUUUUCUCAGCCAGGAAUUUAUGAUGACUUUAGAAGAGAAGUUGAGGCUAUGCAUAGCUUAAAACAUCCUAAUUUAAUUAAGUUACAUGGUGUUGUUUUUCAUCCCCUGAUGAUGGUGUGCGAAUUAGCCCCUAUGGGUGCUUUAUUAGAUUAUAUAAGAGCACAAGAUGGUAAAGUGUCUUUGAACUAUAUAUCAAAGUGGUCAUGUCAAGUAGCAGCUGGAAUGGCACAUUUGGAGAAAAAUAGAUUUCUGCACAGAGAUUUAGCUUGCCGGAAUAUAUUGUUAUCUAAUUUAGAACUGGUUAAAAUUGGUGAUUUUGGUCUGAUGCGUGCACUACCGGAUGCUGAUGAUUGUUAUGUAAUGAGCGAACGUCGUCGUGUACCGUUCCCCUGGUGUGCUCCUGAGUCAUUACGUUCGAGGCAAUUUUCUCAUGCAUCUGAUGUUUGGAUGUUUGCUGUUGCACUGUGGGAAAUGUAUACUUUCGGAGAAGAUCCUUGGAUGGGAUUAAACGGUUCAGAGAUUCUUCGGCUGAUAAUGCGUGAAGGUCAACGUUUAUCAGCCCCUAAUGCUUGCCCGCCUGAUGUCUACAUGCUGAUGAUGCAGUGCUGGGACCUCAAUCCCAAGGAACGUCCGACCUUUGUUGGUAUACAGCGGUAUAUGGAGACAAAUAAGUUUGAAACGGCAAUUGCUAGUCUUAGCUAUAGAAAACAUGGACAAAUGACUAUAGAAGCAGGGGAUGCUAUAGUACUCAUAGACAAGAGGCCUGAACUGCACUGGUGGAAGGGACAGAAUCAGACCAGCCUCGAAGUCGGGCUAUUUCCCAGUACAUUAGUGACAGCUGUUAAAAGCAAGAACGUUCAAAGCGCAAAGAAAGCCCCAGCGGUAUCACCGGUUCGAAAAGCGCACGCGGGCGGCGCGGGUGUCGCGGGUGGCGCGGGCGCGGCGGGCGCGGAGUGCGCGGCGACGCGGCGGCGGCGCUCGGCGGAGGCGGCGCAGCCCGCCAGCACGCGCCUGUCGCGCGGCGACAGCAAGCAGUUCCACUACAACAAGCUCGUCAACGACCGCUCCGACGCGCCGCCCGCCAGCGCGCGCGCCCUGCGCGACCAGUACUCCAGGAGCUUGAAUCAAGUGAGAGAAGAGCUGCUCAUCGACUUGGAUCUACCUCCUAUGACUAACAAAACACCGACCAAAAAAAAGCAAGCGAAUCCGAAUAACAUCUCUAUUUUGGAUGAACCAAUUGAUGUACCAGAAAUUGGACAAGAAUUAGAUUGGGGUCAACAAAGCAUAGAAAGCCUACCAACAUACUGCACAGAAUCUCAGACCGUGACGUCACAACCAAAUUUGUAUGGUGCUAAAUCUCUAGACGGCCUCAACUUAACGACAACUCAAGCUUAUACACCCCAGAGAGAUCCUUUUGACACUUCAUUCUGGCCAACAAAUAACGCUGAAUCUCAUGGAAAUGAACCCACGUACGAUUUAAAAAAAGGCGAUUAUCUCAAGAUGUACAGUCAAUCUCAAACAUACUCGAAUUAUGCAUCGACAAGUGCAGAUGGAAACAUAUACAAUAACAUGACUCCGGUUAUGAAUAACGUAACGAGCCAAAGCACAUCACACGGCACUUCAACGAACACAUAUUCAACUACGAAUGCUCUCUCGAAAAGGAAUAAAGAUGAAACAGAGAUAACGAUUACGAAUGAAAACGUUAAAUCGUUAGCUGAAAUGUCGCUGGACGACAGGAUAUCAGAAUCAUUGAAUCUCAGAUCGAAAAAUACCAAUGAGAAUGUUUAUACGAACAGUGGCGCGUAUGGAAAUGUAGCUUCCACAUCGAACAGCGGAAACACGAACAACGACAGGUACAACGAUAUACCGAUUUAUAGUAACUUCGAAAUAAAUCCGACACAGCAGCAGUUUAUAUUGGAGACAAAAGAUUAUUACACGAAAUUCUCGACACCGUCUGGAAGUCAGACGAAUAAUGACUACGAGAAGAACAUUUAUGUGCCGAAAUACGAAGAGGAGGGCGAGAAAUUGAUGAACUUCAGUGAUUCCCUCGAGAACUCUAAGAAUUACAGUGCUCUGAAAUAUCAGAAUGUUGAUUACGGGCAAUACGGUUACUCUGGCUACGGUGCCUCCACAUCACGGAAUGUGAUGUAUGAUGAAGUGAACGAUACUGCCAGUAAUAUUUACAGUGAGAUUGGAGAAGCCCCGGAUGUGUAUGCGAGUGUAAAUUAUACAAAUACGUGUAUAUAUGAUGAAGUGUAUGAGCCCAUACCAAGGCCUCAUCGUCCUGCACCUCCUUGCCCGUAUCAACCCAAGUAGGUUUUGUAAAUUAUAAAAAAAGAUAUUAUAUGCUUCUGGUCAUAUCGAUUUUUAGAAUGUCCUGUCUAAAUUAUUAUAAUUCAUUUUUAGUUGAAAUUAUUGAAAGGCAGUCAUAGUAACUUUUUUUUUUAAAUUAUUAUUUGUCUGUGGCAUGAGUGUAAAUUGACAGCUUGUUUUGAAAAAUGUAUGCUUUGAUUUAAUUUGGCAAGAAAUUACUAAUCAGACUGAAUUUAUAUAGAAGAAUUGAUAAUAUUGAUAGUUUUGUUUAAUUCUUAGUUGUAAUGUAUUUUUUUAAAAUACAGAAACUGUUUUGUAUAAAAGCAGUACAGUUAUUAAGGGUUCAAUUUGUACGAAUGUAAACCUAGUAAGAAAUUAUUGACAAAUGUAUUACUUUUGGUAUUCAAUAUAUAUUUUGUGUAAUUAAAUGAGAUAAAUACUUUUUUUUAACGAAACCAUAAAGAAAAAUAUUUUUGUAAACUAUCUAUUUUUAGAUAAUUAGGAAAACACUUUUAUUAUUUUUUCGUAGAACAUUUAAAGUAAUUCUGGUAAAAAUAAUAUAGACGUCAACACAUAGCAGGAGAUAAUAUUCAGUUGUUUUUUAUCUACACAGCAGUACUAUACAUGAUGUAGGUUGGCGGCGCAUGACAAUGUAAGAGAUGGUUAAUAUUGCUUACAGUGCCAAUGUGGCUCGUUUUACAGUGCCAGUCUGCUAACCUAUAAAAAAAAGUGUUGUCCUAACGUUUACUCUUAUUAUCGUGUUUUAAUUUUUGCUGCAUUCACUUAUUUUUUUUUUUUAAAUAAUUGUGGUGUUGACAUAAACAUAGUUCCUAAAACAAAAGCAAAUGUUCAUUAACAAUCGUAAGUGUGUUUGUAUUUUAAUUUAAAAAAAUAUCUGAGAUCAACGAAUUGAUUAUAUUUUUCUCAUAGUUUAUAAAUAAUCUACAUAAAUAUUCGACGUACUUUCAAAUGACAUAAAGUAUAAACAAACCCGAAAAUCUUUGGCUUACUGCCGUUGGUUAACUAACUUUUUUUCUGGCGUGUAUUUACGAUAGUUGAGUGUAUAAUAUUCUGCCAAUGUCCCAUAUAAAAUGUUUCCGCUUACGUAUUAAUGUACAGCUUUGACAGAUAAAUCACGAUUGAUUAUAGUAUCGAUAGUUCAACCAGAGGUUAAAAACUUUUGACAUUAUUUUCAUUUAAUGAUUCUGGAUACAAGCCACACCUAAUCCUUAUAAAUUAAUAAUGAAACUAAUGUAAUGCUACUAAGUGUAAAGUGUUCACACAAUUUAAAUUAUGACGAUUCCUUAACAUUAAAAAAAUAAAAUUAGUUAAUAAUUCAUAUAGUUUUACUUUUGAAUUAUAACAUAAAAAUUAGUAUUGCGUCCAGAACAUUCGGAUCAUUCGAAAUUAGCUUUCAGUUAUAUAACAUAUUUAAAAAUACCGGUGUGUAGAAGCUUGAUUGAUAUUGAAUUUAAACCAAAGGUUUUCUAUGUGAACCUAUGAACUCUAGUUUUGUCUAUGGCAAUGUCACUAUUGCUUACAUUUCAUAUCGUUUGAAAGUGCGACUACUAAAGCUUAUAUAAUUGUUGCUGUGCUUCGGCCACCGCGAAAAUCGCUGUGGGCAUCUAUCGAUAAAACGAGAUUAUGCGUAACAAAAUCGUUUUCUUUUUCCACUGAAUGAGAGUACAUAAUAUUCGUCAAGGUUGACAAACGGUUUUUGCGUCGAGAUUUUUUUUUUCAUGCCUUUUAUUGUCUACGUCGAUCUAAUUAUCCCGACAUCACAUGGUGCCUCACCGCAAUGUACCUGUUAGUUUUAGAUAUAGAAUUAGUGAUGAUAUUCACUCGAAGCCAGUUAAAGCAUAUUUUGUGUAACUUUUUUUUUCAUAUUCACUUCUACUUUUGGAAAACACCAUAUUGAAUCUUAUUUGAUUCGGAACAUUUAUUAAACGAUAGUGUAAAAUUCGACUACAGAUUAAAAUAACAUUUUUGAAGAUAAUUAAAUAUAGAUAUUAUUAUUGAUUAAUUACAGAUAUCCACUAUAGCAGCUAAAAUUCAUUUUGUUAGAACAUUAAUUAAGCC